CUGCCUUCCUAUGGCAUAGCAGGUCAGUUCGGGUGAAUUACGUAGUUCAACUGGUCAACCCAGUGAUUUCAACCAUGGCACUCAUAGAGUCAGCUGUCCAUGUGUUGAAUGAAUAUUGCUUAGAGCACAUAGUUGGCUUUCUCAACAUUGGUGACCGUCUAAAUCUCGGAAAAGCGUAUCCUGAGCUAAAACCAACGAUUAAACGUGUAACUGGGAAAGAAAUGUUCUAUUUUAAUGACAUCUACAAGAGCUAUCCUUACUGGAAAGUCAGUGAAAUUUUUAGUGAAUAUGGCUCUGCGAUACGAAGGAUGACAAUGCAUUUUGACGAGGUUCAGGAAAUAGCGGAACUUUCCUACCUUAUCCCGAGAAAUUUUAAGAACAUUAACGAAAUCUAUUUGAAUUUCUCUGGAUAUGUGGAUCAUAAAAUAUUAGAGGUAAUAAUUGAAUCCUCAAGGAACAUAAAAAUAUUUCGCUGCAACAGUCGUCAAUUACAAAAUAAGCAUUGUUUUCUCAUCAUUGAGCUUAAGCAAAUGGAACACCUUGACAUAGAGGGACAUCCAAACAUUACUGGAAUUCAUCUAGACAAAUUAAGAAGGCUAAAAUUCCUGGACCUUCGAGGAUGCGAUAAAAUCAAGUCAGAGUACUUCAUUAAAAUUUUACGAGCAACAAAACUGACGCGGCUCAACAUAGUGGAAUGCAACGACCUAAAUGACAAAGCCUUUAAGACCCUGGUCGAUACUCAAUCCAAUUUGAGGGAUCUCGCAGUGAAUCAUUGCUACGAAAAGGGUAAUGUAGAAAUUGUGUCUUUCCUGCCCAACCUGAGAUACGUUCAUAUCAAUUGGCAAAGCGAUUUGCUCUAUAAGAGGACGGAGCUACUUAAUAAUUUAGGCAAAUUUCGCCAAGAUUCCCUCAGAAUAUUACAGAUCUGCAAUCCAAAAUACUUCAUCCAACCCGAGCGAGUUGGUAUUUUGAAUCUGAGGUACCUCACGAGAGUGGGUUUUUAUCAAGAUGAUGAUCUAUCUGACAGAUUCCUGUCACAGGUUUGUGCAAAUUGUCCUAAAUUGCAAUAUGUUACCAUUUGGGAUUGUAGGAUUAUCACAAGUCAAGGAAUCAUUGAACUUGUGAAAAAUUUGAAGCGGCUCCGAAACCUAGAUUUGAGACAUUGUAGACAAUUUGACAACGGGUUGUAUAUGAAUAUUAUUGACGCUAGAAUCACACUUGAGAAGCCAGAACGUUUGCUAUUAUAUGUCUGGGGCACUUCAAUGCAAGAAGAAUAUUUCACACGGUCUGAAGAAUAUUCGCGUUUGAGGAAAUUCGUAGAAUUGUCGUUUGUUCGCGAAGAGUAAUAAAGUAAUUAAACUUUACCUAAA
Messenger RNA from Hermetia illucens (black soldier fly), 1370 nucleotides. RefSeq names its product putative adenylate cyclase regulatory protein. Gene Ontology annotation, biological process: SCF-dependent proteasomal ubiquitin-dependent protein catabolic process. Gene Ontology annotation, cellular component: SCF ubiquitin ligase complex. The coding region runs from base 75 to 1346 and encodes 423 amino acids. NCBI's taxonomy places the organism in Eukaryota, Metazoa, Arthropoda, Insecta, Diptera, Stratiomyidae. The record is from RefSeq and is a predicted model, not a curated record. The transcript is spliced from 3 exons.